Psilocybe cubensis is the source of this 381-nucleotide messenger RNA. RefSeq lists its product as uncharacterized. NCBI's taxonomy places the organism in Eukaryota, Fungi, Basidiomycota, Agaricomycetes, Agaricales, Agrocybaceae. The coding region runs from base 1 to 381 and encodes 126 amino acids. The record is from RefSeq and is a predicted model, not a curated record. The transcript has 2 exons.
AUGAAGUUCACUUUCGCCCUCGCUGCCAUCGCCCUCGCUGCCAACGCGAUCGCUCCUGCACUUGCUCUUCCUGAGCCUGCACCAGCCGCCGCUGCCCCCACAGUCUACAGCGGGGAAGCUGCACGAAGCCUCGAGAGGCGCACCAAUAGUGGCACGGUCAGAGUCGACGGUCUCAGGUACCGCAGAUGCCCAAAGACCUCCUGCGACGCUGUGGGCCAAUACUCGAUUGGAACCCACAUCACUAUCGUCUGCUACACAAGGGAUGGUACCACUGUCGUCAACGGAGACGCUGGCUGGGCCAAGCUCACCAACGGAUACUGGGUCGCCCUCGCCAAUGGAGAAUAUGUUUCCUGGUCCGGUUCUAUCCCCUACUGCACCUGA